This is a messenger RNA of Brienomyrus brachyistius, 4332 nucleotides long. RefSeq names its product PDZ and LIM domain protein 2-like. Bases 412 to 1419 code for a protein of 335 amino acids. NCBI's taxonomy places the organism in Eukaryota, Metazoa, Chordata, Actinopteri, Osteoglossiformes, Mormyridae. The record is from RefSeq and is a predicted model, not a curated record. Gene Ontology annotation, biological process: muscle structure development; actin cytoskeleton organization; heart development. The transcript is spliced from 10 exons. Gene Ontology annotation, molecular function: muscle alpha-actinin binding; actin binding. Gene Ontology annotation, cellular component: stress fiber; filamentous actin; Z disc.
GUUUCAAGGGGGAACAAAAUCACAAUAAUCAAGCGUCAAUGUGUUGUCAUUCUUUUUUUCCAUACAGCGAGGACGCAGUUAAAUGUUUUCCGCACUCCUUCUGCUCAUUAAACGCUGCACGUACGGUGUCAGAAAGCAGCAGCAUGUCAUUCAAAGAGUUUAAUUCGACGGAAGCAGCUCUGAAGAAUACUGACGGAAUCAUUUAAUGCCCUGAUUGCGCCUGGUUCCGGACGCGCCCCAGCGGAGUCCCGGUCCGGUCUUUGCUCUGGGUUCUGUUUGUCCUCCUAACGGUGCAUCUACGCUUCUGAAAGUACCAGAUGACCUGACAUCCAGAGCCUCUCAUUUAACCAAUCGAACCGCAGCAAUUCGCAUCUCACAGGUGGCUGUAAAGACAAGUGAACCUUUGGUCACAUGAUGCCUCUGACAGUAAACCUGAUUGGUCCAUCUCCCUGGGGCUUCCGAGUGUCCGGAGGGAAGGAUUUCAAGAAAGCCCUAAUUGUUUCCAAGGUCAGUGGGGGCAGCAAAGCAGAGCUAACAGGCCUGCGGGUAGGCGAUGUCAUCUUGGAGAUCAAUGGGGAGAGCACAAGUGAGAUGUUGAACACCGAGGCGCAGAGCACUAUCAGAAGCUGCAGGACACUGCUGCGGCUCCUGGUUACCCGGCCAGGGCCACCUCGCCCAGGAUGCACUGGUGGAUGCACGGAGGAGCAGGAGGCGCUCUUUGCAAGUCAGGACAGCAGCGUGGAGCCCAUCUCAUCCAGAAUCAGUUUCCCGGAGCCACCCGUCAACCCCAAAGGGAUUAUGGGGGCCCAUACUCCUGCCAACGCCAAGAGGUUGUGCUGCAUCCAGCCUCAAACCUUCAACCAUGGGCUUGCCAGACCUGCAGCCCAGGAUCCCCUCCCAGCCGCCGAAAGGGGCAGCUCUGCACCUAAUCUGACUGCCCCCACCCCAGUAAGCCUGCUCCCCCCGGACCCCAGCGAUACAGAAAUGCCCGCUCCACACGGGCAAAGCAUGCAGAGGCUGGAUCGUGACUCCGAGGUCUACAAGAUGCUCCAAGAGAACAGGCACUCGCGCACCCAACCCCGCCAGUCAUACAGCUUCCGCCUGCUGCAGGAGGAACUGGAGGCAGGAGAGAAAGGUGAAAGCCCGCGAUUCCCGCCGCGCAUCAGCAGCUCCGCCUCUGCCUCGCAGCAGCUGCACACCUGUGAGAAAUGUGGCACCGGCAUUGUCACGCAGGCUGUACGCAUCACAGAGGGUCGCUACCGACACCCAGAGUGCUACGCCUGUGCGCAGUGUGGCCUCAGCCUGAAGAUGCGUGGCCACUUCUGGGUGGGGGAGGAGAUGUUCUGUGAGAAGCACGCCCAGGAGCGGCACCAAGGCCUUGGCAGUGGGCGCCGAGCCGCCGUUUCCCCUCCACGUUAGACCUCCGCCCCUCCCCAGCAUCCUCACUUUCACAGACACCGGUCACUUUGUCAGACGCCAGCUCCCCAUUUAACUCUAGUAGCUGCUCCAGCAGUUAAAGCCCAGCUUGGCCACUGGGAUCAAGCUGUUCCACCCCUCACUUCUCCAAAGCCCCGGUCCUCACCCUCUAAGUCCCACAGUGACAAACUGCCCCUGUUAUUCCUCCACUGCGAAUGAGCUGGACAAGGAUGCAGUGGUGGAGAAGCAGUACCCAGCACCUCUGUGAUCUUUGAAUCUCUUGUAGCCUGUUUUUUUGAGAAAUUAUCAAGUGCAGGAGAGAACCAUAGCAGACAGGGGUUUGGCUCUGGUUGGUCACAUACCAUCAUACAUUUUAGGCUGAUAUUAUUAAUAAAAAAUUAUUCAUAAAACAAGUUACAUGCAUGUCAGUUCAGGUGAUUGUGCUUUAUGUGUCACAGGAAAUAGAAACAAUGAUAUAGAUCAUUGCAUCUGAACUCCCAGACACAGUAAAAGGUAACUGAAAGGCAUGUAUUUUUCUUGAUCUUAUCAUGGUUGUACAUGUGGGUGUCAAAAUCAGAUUUCCAUAUCCUUGGGCAUUUUCAAAGUAGCUCGUUUUAACCAGAAUGAAAACGGAUUGUCGGGUUUUUUGUGCUUACUGAACUGAAUUAUGAACCAAAGACUUUCCAUCUAGUUGUUCUGUGAUAAUUUACAAACAUCCCGGUAGAUAAGUAGUCUGCCUUUGACCUUUUCUCUUUCUUUCUGCAAGCUCUGGGCCGAUAGGCUGCUCUCGCUUUACUAUGGUAUUUGACAGUGUAAUGCUAGAUUCUGUCAGGGGAGCUGGUCCAGAUGCACCCCGAUUACUGAAUGUGGAGAAGGAAUUGCGAUGGGAUUUAGGUUCACGCCUUAAUUAAGACGAUAUGCGCGACAGAUUACAUGUGGAAACGUAUCGCUCAAAGCGAAAAUCCAGAAAAAAAUUAAACGCAAAUCGCAGUCAUUUGGUGGCUAUAUUGGGCCGGAACCAGUUGUUUUAACAGCUGGGAAAUAUAACCGGGACUAUAGUAACGAAUUAUCAGAUCAUUCAGUCUUGUAGGUCUAUGUGCUGAUCGCAGGCUCUUGCUGGACGCCUGCUGGAACAGGAGUAGGUGAGUCAGAGUAGAGCUGUUCUCUACAGGAGCUCUACAUAACAGUGGUUGCAUUAGUACCAGUGAACCAGCGUAGAGUUUGACCGUAACCUGACAUUUUAUAACUGUCUAUGCGUCUCUGAAAACGCCAAAGACGAGGCAAUGGUACGUACACAGAUGAGCCACUUAAGGCUCUGAAUUUUUAACAGUUUACGUGGAGUUUGAGAUCUCUUUUGGCUUGUACUAGUGCGCAAUUUGUGCAUUUACAUUUACCGCAAACUGAACUCCUCUCAAAUAAAUUAUAUUAUAGAUAACGCGAAAAGAAUAAAAUAUUAGAAACAUAAAAAACCUUCGGAAUGGAACAUAAUUGGCCUGAAUGUUCCUUCACUGGCAACGAUUGUCUUUUCCAUACUCUUUCUUGUUAUUGCUGUUUUGAAGUCUGACUGUUUAUAGCCCACCUAGAUUCAUACCAUACUUCUUAGACAUGCCGCUUUGCAGGGAUGCUGCGGUUUAGGUCUCCGGACCUGACAUGCCGCUUUGCAGCGGGUUUCAGUUUCACAAUGUGUCGACUUCGCCGAGUCCUGUGGUCCUUGCUGCCUAAAGGUCUCCGCUAUGAGUCAUCAUGUGUGAAUUAUGUUUAUAUAAAGCAACAAUGACAACUUUAUAUAUAGGGCAGCGCUCAUACAUGAAAGAAUGAAUUGGCACUGCAAGGUUACAAUGGAAGAGGCCGGGGCAGUCAUAGUCUGCUUAUCCACUAUGAUGCCAAGCAAGAACGGUGCCAAACUAGUAACUGUUGCGAUUAUUAUUACAAUGAUGUGGUGACAGAAUAAUAAAAUACAACUUCAUGAUAGUUAAUUUUAUGCUGUAUUGUUCCAAUGUGAGUAAUAUACAGAUAGCACUGUAAACAUUGCACACUGUCAGAAAAAAGCGGGCAGCCCUGGUACAAGUUUGUUCCCCAAGGUACAAACAACACUGAUGUACCCCAAUGGUACAAAAUGCUCCUCUGUAUCCAUUUCUGUAUCUUAGAUUAAACUAAAAGGUACAUUUACCUGCAGCUAGGGUACAAGUGGCAGACCCCUGAGGGUCGAGCCCCAGUGACAAGUCACUGUACCCUGAAAGGUACAAAUCGGCUAUAAGACAGCAUUUAUUCACAGAAUGCAAUACCAUAUAGAGAUUAAAUAAUAUGGAUUAUCAAUGCUUGGGGAAAAAACUUUAUGGCACACCCUGAUCGCAACAGUUAAAAUGCAAAAUUAAGAUAUUCAGUAUCUAGGUCAAAAGUUUGGACACCUUCCCACAUAAAGGUUCGUUUGUACUAUUUUCUACAUUUUAGAGAGCAGCAGAGUGAUCCCACAAUUGGGACCUUGAACCAGGCCCUUAACCCCAGUCACUCCAGGGACUGGCUGAUCCUACUGUCUCCUCUACGCCAGUUUCAUGAGGCGGCCUCCCGGGAUGCUUUUCCAGCUGUGCUCAACUUUGUGGAUGGCUUGGUGUCUCCAAACUUUUGACUGGCGCUGUAAAAUGGGGGAUGGCGUUUGGCUGAGUGGGUGAGGCAGCUGGGUCUGUGAUUAUGAAGACACCUGUUUGAAUCCCAGUAUCAGGAGAGUGAUAUCGCCACUGGGUCUCAGAGCACAAACAGUAACCCCAAUAACUGUUUGACGCCACCUUCCUGUUUGAUCCCGCCUUCCUGUUUGACCCCGCCUUCCUGUUUGACCCCGCCUUCCUGUUUGACCCCGCCUUCCCAAUUGUUUGUCUCUUGGGACCUGCUGAAUAAAUAAAACAUAAAUGUCAAAUUAAA